Messenger RNA from Aspergillus aculeatus ATCC 16872, 1577 nucleotides. RefSeq lists its product as uncharacterized. The transcript is spliced from 7 exons. Bases 394 to 1425 code for a protein of 343 amino acids. The record is from RefSeq and is a predicted model, not a curated record. Lineage: Eukaryota; Fungi; Ascomycota; Eurotiomycetes; Eurotiales; Aspergillaceae.
CCGCCACAUAAUCGAUGCCGGCCAAAAUGCGCAAGACGCGUUCUAUAAUACAUUGUUAGCAAGCUCCAGGAAGAGGAAGAAGACUUGCUCGCCUGUCAGGAUGGGAUCAGCGCCCUUGACAACCGCCAAGUCCUCCAAUGUCGUCGGGCAGUUCCUUUCGCUCAAGGUGGUGAAGAUAUCCAGAUCGAUGGCGAUCCUAACACACAUCACAUGGGUUCGGCUCCCUAGUGGCCAUUUUUCAAUAUGUGGUCGCUUGUGUAGGACGCAAUAACAAUCCCUGCCAACAGAAAACACGAGCGUCGUCAGACGCUACGCAAGUGAGUGCGUAUAAAUCCGCUCCGAUUGUCUGUAAAGUACGUACGGCAACAUCAUCCGUUCAUCUUUCGUCUCAUCAUGGCCAUUGACAAGGGCACUGAGAUUGAAGCUGUAUCUUGGAUCUUUGGCAGCAUUGCCAGCCUCGCUGUGGUGCUUCGGCUGUACACCAGAAUAUGGCUGACGCAGAAAGCUGGCUGGGAUGAUGGGUUCAUCUUUGUCUCCCUGGCUAAUGCUCUUGUAUGCUCUGGCUUGUUACAGGUUGGCAUGAGAUAUGGCCUGGGGAAGCACUCAAGAGAUAUCGCAGACCGAGAAGCCAGGAUUCAAGCAUUCAAGUAUACGGUGAUCGCACCGAACUUCUCCGUCAUCAGUACCACAACAGGCAAAAUAUCUGUCGUGAUAUUCUUGCUGCGCCUGAUGGGCCAGGCCGCCACUCCAAGCAAGCGAUGGUUCUUAUACGUCCUAACUAUAGUCUCGAUCAUUUGGAACACAUUAGCUAUUGUGGCUAUUAUCGGCUUUUGCCGACCCGCCGAAAAGAUAUGGCGCCCUGAGACUCCGGGCGAGUGCUUCAACUUAGGCUUUCAACUGCCUUUUAACGCCUUCGCGGAUCUGGCUCUUGCCAUGUUCCCUAUCGCAGUCUUCUGGCACGUUCGACUGCCAUUGAAGAUCAAAAUCGGAGUUCUGGCAGUGAUGGGAGCGGGAAUCUGUGCCGCAGCCGCGACACUGGUGAAAGCCAUCUUGCUGAAGAGCCUUCCUGCUCAUUCAGGCAUAACAUGGUCGUGGGCAGAAAUCACUGUGUGGUAUACGAUUGAGAUGCAUCUCAUCAUUAUUUGCGCGACCUUGCCGACCCUGCGUCAAUCGUACUUUGCCCUUGUUCAUCAUACCCGCCGCUCAACUUCGGGCUAUGAGUUGAGCGGCCCCAGUCUCAAGCUGAAGCCCAUUCACUUUGUACGCCGCAUGCCGGACCAAUCGCUCUUCGAAACCCACAUAGAUGCGUCCAAGGCGCAGGAUGGUACGAGUAGCCAGGAAAACAUUCUUCGAGCAGAAGAGGCGCACCGAUCAUAUAUCGUGAAGACCACGAAGCUUCAUCUCCAUGAACAUGGAAGGAGUUGAGUGCUGCCAAGCCAACAUGUACAGUAUAUACUGUACGGCCAUUUGAUCUGCAUCAAUCAUCCAUGGUGCAGUGCUUGCAUGACAAAUCAAAGUUUUAGCUUUGCCAGCAUCCUGGAGUCCGACUGACUCACGAAGCUUGGCCAAAAGAGCUG